GAGCCAGAGUCAGAAUAGUUGAAAAUUCGUCAUUGGUUUUGCUUCCCAGAUUGGUUAGAGAUGAUCCAAUCACUGAUUACUAUGUUUUGUACAAUACUCAUCAUUUUGACAUUACCACAAAUGACUUCAACGAUGGCGGUCUCAGACUGAAGUAUGUAUCAAACAUAGAGAAGCUGAAGAAUUCAGUUUGAAUCAUCAGCCAACAUUUAGGCUACAUUGAGUGUAGAAUACAUGUUUUCAGAUGUAUGGAGACAGAUACUAUCAAAAAAGCCACCAAUAAUGCUGUGGCAAACUGUUUCUUAUUUAGAUGUACCAAAACGUAGGCAGGAUUGCAUUUCCUUAUUCUGUCGCCUUUCUCUCUCACGAGUGAUGUUGAUUGAGUAUCUGAUAAGCAGAACACAUGAAUACAUGAGAUGUGCUACUGAGAUGAGGUCCCUCUGGGAUAAUGAAUCCAAAUCUAUUUUUAUUGGUCACAUACACGUGUUUAGCAGAUGUUAUUGCGGGUGUAGCAAAAUGCUUGUGUUAAUAAAGACUACUCUACCUGUACACCACUUGUUAGCUUAGCCAAAUCCUAAAAGUAGGCUAGUUUUUGAACACCCUCAUCUGACUGAGAGUUUUGAGUGACAAGGUUUUGGGGGUGGUUUCCGGGUGUCUACUUGCUACCUUUCCUGUUUUACCUGUUCACAACGACAUAUUGUCCCAUUUUAUGUCACUGAAUGGGCCACUCCCAGGCUCCACGUCGACACACUGCCUGCACACCUGUGGCCAGCUUCUAUUGGUCUCACCUGUAGCUACCGCUUCUUCCUCCUUCACAGCAGAACUGAGCUGUGGGAUGCUCAUUGGUUGUACAUAGACAUUCUCUUCAGGAUCUGCAAUCUAGUGUUCUUUCAGUGGUCUGCUAUAUGGACAGACGUGAGCCUUAAAGAAGAACGUCCUUGUGAGCAGAGAUUCUAUCAUUAUUUUCAGUUUUUUACAGGCAACCUGGAUCUGAAUGAAGCUGAUCCCUCCCCCAUGCCUGUUUCUCCAGGCUACACCCAACUGGAGCAGAAUGAUCCGUCUAUGAACCCCCUGCGCAUCUCAGUCGGAGGACUUCCCAUGUUGGCCUCCAUGACCAACACCCCAGACCCCCGAUUCCGCCUCAAUUUGAAGGCCAUCGUAGCCCUGGUCCUGGCCAUUGCCCUGGUCCUCCUCUACAUGCACCUGAACCCGGCCUCCUACUCCGAGGUCCCCAGCUCCCGUAACUGGAAGUCUGGCCACACGGGGAUGGCGAUGGACGAGGUGGCCGACCGCUACAAUGACACUUACCCGCUCAGCACCCCUGAGCGGACGCCGCAGGGCACGCGCUACCGCAUCGGGGUCAUUGCCGACCUGGACACGGACUCGCGCAGCGACAAGAAGCUGACGUGGUUCAGCUACAUGCGCCGGGGCCACCUGCUGGUGUCGGAGAGUGGCACCAAGGUGGCCGUGGAAUGGGAUGCGGAGAGGGUCCUGCUGGAGAGCCACCUGGCGGAGAAGGGCCGGGGCAUGGAGCUGUCAGAGCUGGUGGUGUUCAACGGGAAGCUGUACAGCGUGGAUGACCGAACGGGCGUGGUCUACCACAUCGACGGCAGCAAGGCUGUGCCCUGGGUCAUCCUGCCUGAUGGGGACGGCUCCGUCUCCAAAGGGUUCAAAGCGGAGUGGCUAGCAGUAAAGGACGAACACUUGUACGUGGGUGGCCUGGGGAAAGAGUGGACAACCACCACGGGGGAGGUGGUCAACAACAACCCUGAGUGGGUAAAGGUGGUGGGCCAUCGGGGGGACGUGCAGCACCAGAACUGGGUCCCCAAGUACAACCUCCUGAGGUCCGCAGCUGGGAUCGAACCUCCAGGUUACCUGAUCCACGAGUCGGCCGCGUGGAGCGACAGCCUGCAGCGCUGGUUCUUCCUCCCACGCCGCGCUAGCAAAGAGCGCUACGACGAGACGGCCGACGAGCGUCGUGCUGCCAACCUCAUCCUCAGCUGCUCGCCGGACUUCAAGGACGUCACCGUGAACCGGGUGGGCCCGCAUAACCCCACACACGGCUUCUCCUCCUUCAAGUUUGUCCCCAACACGGACGAUCAGAUCAUCGUGGCUCUCAAGUCGGAGGAGGACGCUGGGAAAAUCGCCUCGUACAUAAUGGCAUUCACACUGGACGGCCAGAUCCUGUUACCUGAAACCAAGAUAGGAGACGUGAAGUAUGAGGGUCUGGAGUUCAUUUAGGAAACAAGGACAUAUAGUAGCUAUGUGGAACAUAGUUGUUGACAUUCCAUGCACUCAAAAGUUAACUUGCUGCUUGUUAAUUGACUGUGAAGACGACACGCAGCCCAAUCGAUCAAUCACGGAUCAGAAGCCAUUUUGGUGUGACCUGAGGUAAGCAUCAAACGGAAGAAAACAGACUUAAACAGGGAGGGGCUACCUGUCAUUUUUUCAUUUUAUGUUGCAAAACAUUUAAAAUAAUAAUUUAGUCGCAUUCCCUAAUGAACUCAACUCAAGGUUUCAGGGGCAAGACAUUCUGUUCAGUAAAUGGGAGCCGAGAGUAGCCUAGGCUACCUGAACAAAGUCCUCUAGUUGAGGAUGUCCUCUUGAUGGCCAUCCUCUUCCUAGGCCAACGGCUGUCUUCUAAAGUAAUGUAGACUGUCAGAAUGAAUGUACAAAUUAUCAAUUCAUCUUAAACUGUGAUUUAACUCAUAAAAUGCAGAUACUGUACAUCCAGGAACUAAUGGAUUUGUUGUAUUUUCCCCCCAAUGUAUAUCACAGUUUCGUCUUACUUUUUACUACAUAAAAUCAUAUACUUCAGGACACUAUACCCUACGUCAGGGAUCAUCAACUAGGUCAGCGGUGGGAGGAUUUUGUUCUUGAGCGGAUGGUCGGUGGGCCGGAACAUAAUUACAAAUCAUUUGUAGACUGGAAAUUGACCACAUGAAGCCCAAACAGAUAUAUUUGACUAAAACGUAAUCAUUUCAAACCGUGCUUACAUUUGUAUAUGAUCACGUGUCUCUCUAUUGUGCAGGGGAAUACCUGGGAACACAUUUCCACAAUGAAGAUCACUUGGAGAUGAUUUGCUGUGUUUUUAGUCUUUUAUGUCCAACAAUGAAAAUACAAAAAAUAUAAACCUGCUUUAUGUGACUCCAUUGACCUUUAUGAAAAUAUGUUUUUUCAUGGAAUAUAGAACAAGAGCAGAAUCUCACAUCAUCCUGUUUUGUUUUACUGGUGUUUGUUGAGUAAAAUCUAUCUUGAUACA
This is a messenger RNA of Oncorhynchus tshawytscha (Chinook salmon), 3259 nucleotides long. Its product is annotated as soluble calcium-activated nucleotidase 1-like. Bases 1012 to 2238 code for a protein of 408 amino acids. Gene Ontology annotation, biological process: proteoglycan biosynthetic process. NCBI's taxonomy places the organism in Eukaryota, Metazoa, Chordata, Actinopteri, Salmoniformes, Salmonidae. The record is from RefSeq and is a predicted model, not a curated record. Gene Ontology annotation, molecular function: UDP phosphatase activity; calcium ion binding; GDP phosphatase activity. The transcript is spliced from 4 exons.